Humulus lupulus (European hop) is the source of this 987-nucleotide messenger RNA. RefSeq lists its product as uncharacterized. Gene Ontology annotation, biological process: proteolysis. Bases 175 to 777 code for a protein of 200 amino acids. The record is from RefSeq and is a predicted model, not a curated record. Lineage: Eukaryota; Viridiplantae; Streptophyta; Magnoliopsida; Rosales; Cannabaceae. The transcript has 2 exons. Gene Ontology annotation, molecular function: cysteine-type peptidase activity.
UGGAUUAUAUUUCUUGGAUUGAGGAUAAAAUGAAUUUUAAGAAUAAGUAUGUUUUUUUAUAUUUUGUUUAAUAUUAUUAUUCUUGAUAUUUAAUUGUUUGUUAAUAUAUAUAUAUAUUUUUUGUUUUGAAGGAAGAAGAAAUUUUCUGAUGUCAAUAACAUUAUCAAUCCCCCAAUGGAUUAUUCUUUUGUUAAAAUUUAUGAGAAAAUGUGGUUUUACAAGCUUCAAACUUGUGGGGAGGACCUUAUGGACACUCAUAUAAAUGUAUGUUUUUAUUACUUGAGGAAGAAGAUUAAGUUGAUUGAUGGUUUGAACAAGAGGGUUACAACUACAGACUCUUGGUUUGAUGCAACUAUCAAGGGUUUGUAUGAUAACUUUGUGGCAGCCAAAUGUGAUUCAAGCAACAUUCGUUUUGAUAACCUAAUUUCAUAUUACAUUAUUGGUGAAUAUUUGUUUUGUAACACUCCUUGGGUGGAUGUGGAUCAUGUUCUUUUUCCUGUGCAUGUGAAGGUUCAGUUGCAUUGGGUUUUUAUUCACUUUUCCAUUAAGAGUAGGAUGUUAACUGUCUACAAUUCUUUGACGGGGAAGAAGAAUGAGAGUAUUGCUUUGCCAUAUGUGAAUGCUUAUUCUGUUGUUUUACCAUAUUUUCUAGAUUUUCUUGAUUUUUAUUGUUCUAGGAAAGAUUUGGACUUGAAUGUUGGUCCAUAUUCUGUUGGGAAGAAGGAUCCAAUUGAUUUUAACUUUGCCAAAAACUUGCCAUUUCAAGAGGAUAAGUAAGUAACUGGUUUUUUGUAUAUUGUUGUUUAUUUUUCUAUUUUGUUUGUUUUUAAAUAAUUUCAUAUGCUGUUUUUUGUGUUUUUUUUUUUUUUUUUGCAAUGAUUGUGGAAUAUUUGUUAUCAAGUAUGCUGAUUUGUUUAUCCAUGGGAAGAUUGAUGACAUCCCGAAGAACAUGGCUGCCAAAAUUGCUACCUAUCGUGAUUAUCUUGC